This is a messenger RNA of Anguilla rostrata (American eel), 1733 nucleotides long. Its product is annotated as fibrous sheath CABYR-binding protein-like. The record is from RefSeq and is a predicted model, not a curated record. Bases 220 to 1158 code for a protein of 312 amino acids. The transcript has 2 exons. NCBI's taxonomy places the organism in Eukaryota, Metazoa, Chordata, Actinopteri, Anguilliformes, Anguillidae.
GUAAACUGUAAAUAUAAGAGGAGGGGUACUUCUGGGGAAAAAAAACGCACGGUCCUAGAUUGUUCCUCAGGGAGUAAGCAAGACUGAGUGCAGCUGUCAGUCUCUAGCUUUUUACUCACUCAGUUUGUGCUCAACCUUGCAGGGGAGUAGAGCAGACCUCCGACUCUCACUACCGUUGAGGAUUCAAGGUUUCUUCUCAGCAGAUAAUCAGGAGACACCAUGGGAGGAAGGCUGAGCAGGAAGAAGAAGGGGUACGAGGUCGGUGACACCAUAGUUGGCCAAGCAGAGGCUGCAGUUGCUGGAACAGUGGAGGCAACCACUGAAGCUGCCCAAGAGGUCUCUGCCGAACUAGUGGAGGGAGCUGCCGCAGCAUCGCAGGAGGUUUCCUCAACACUGGAGGCCACAGCCGAGGCGGCUGCAGAGGUAGUAAAGGAAGCCAUUGCAGCGGCAGAAUCAGUGCCAGCGGCUGUCUCCGAGGUGCCAAAAGCAGAGGAGGUUGCCGACAUCACCCAAGAGGUUGUGAGCACAGUGGUUUCAGAUGUUCCUUCUGCUGAAGUUACGGUACCCUCGGAGGAGAUUACAAGCACGGAACCAGCUCCAGCAGAAACGGCGCCUGAACCUGAGCAAGAAGCCACCGCAGCGGAGGAACCCGUCACAGCUGAAGAAGAACCUGCCACUACAGAACCAGAAAGUGCUCCAGAACCUAACACCGAAACAAUCCAGUCUGAAUCAGCUGAUCUGCCCGCAGAAACCAUUCCUGGAUUACAGGCAGAAAUCGAAGCUGCAGCAACAGGCACAGUAUCAGACUUGAUUUCCACUAGCGCCAGUGGGGCAGAGGAGGCUGCAGGAACCAAGGCGGAUGACACAGGAGCUCCGAGUGAAGAGGCCACGGUGGAGAACGGAGACUGUGAAAUCGCCGACUCCUCUGCUGGGCCUCCUGCGCCACUCGAGCUGAACAGUGAGUCUCAGGAACAAGUGCUGCAGCCAGCUGUGGAACAGCUCGCUGAAGAAUGCCUCAACGGAAUUGGCCUGCCUGCAGAGCCCCCCAAGGAGCAAACUGACUGUGAAUUAAAGAAGGACUGGGAGCUCCCCGAAGCCAUUGGUGAGCUGGGUGAAGCCGUAAGUGCUCCGGUGAAUCAGGUUGUUGACCUAGUGUGAAAACUAAUGCAAACAUUCAUUUGAUGACAACACAUAUAUUUUAAGAAAAACAACACAGGCUUCUGAAAAUAAAUGUCGAAAUGCCUGUUAUGUUAACUCAGGCCAAGGAAUUUCUGGUUAACCAAAAUGAAUUACAACCACUGAAAUGUAAAGAGAAGGAACUUGGAUAAGUGUGUUUGAACCCUAUAUGCUUUAUGAGAGAGGCAGGCAGUGUUUGCAGUGUGUGAUGUGGAAGGCCAGAUUGUUUUGAGAGAUGCCUACAGAAAACAAACAAAAAAACUGGACAGCAGAAAAAACAUGGAUAAUAACAUUGGAAAUGACAAAUGGAAUGAAUAGUCUUGUACUUGUGUGUCAGCCUGUUGAAUAUUAAAAAAGGUUUAUUGGAUUAGCAUUUAAUAGUAUAUAAUCUAAUUUAGACUUUCAUGUAUUCUUCCCUUAACUCUGUAAAAAAAAUAAAAAAAUAAAAAAUGAGGAAACUGAAAUUUUCACCUUUGGGGGGUGGGGGGCAGUGAGGACUGUUCAUUUGAACUUGACAGCUUGGCUCAGAAAAUAAAAAGAUUGUUAUACCUUAAAAA